Messenger RNA from Aureobasidium vineae, 909 nucleotides. The record is from the annotation of a GenBank genome assembly. Lineage: Eukaryota; Fungi; Ascomycota; Dothideomycetes; Dothideales; Saccotheciaceae.
AUGGCAACCAUGGAAGCAAAAGACAUUGAAGAGCGCGGUAAACAGCUGGCCAAGGCAGCAUCAGGCGGCGACCCUCCGGCAACCCUGCUAGCCCUUCUGGACGGCCUCAAGGGAUGGACGGCGACGGAGAAGCUGCUGCGCCAGACAAAGAUCGGUGUGCACGUCAACAAACUGCGCCAGAACAGCGAUGCCCAAGUGGCCCGCACCGCCGCCACUCUGGUCAACAAGUGGAAGACGGAUGUCAAGAGAUCUCCUGCGACAGCCGCCUCGAGCGGCACAAAUUCACCUGCCCCUUCAAAGUCCUCGCCCGCUCCUGCUGCCAACAAGCCCAAGUCCGAACCUCAUGGCGAUCCCGAGAAGCGCAACAGUGUGUCGGACAAGGUCGAUUGUGGAGUUACUGGAAACCAAACUCGCGAUGCCUGCAUCAAGCUGAUGUACGAUGGCUUGGCCUUCAUGUCGUCUGAUGGUAUCCACUGCCGCCCAUCGAUUGACAUCCUAACUGUUGCUCGUUCCGUCGAGCUUGCUGCUUACAACGCAUACCAACCCGAGGGCAGCCCCGAAUACCGCCAGCGCAUACGAUCACUCUAUCAAAAUCUCAAAAACAAGGGCAACCCAAAGCUCCGUAGUCAGGUGCUGUCCGGUUUCAUCAAGCCCGAUCGCUUUGUGCGCAUGACCCAUCAGGAAUUGAAGAGCGACGAACAGCGCGCCGAGGACGAGAGACUGCAAAAGGAAAACAUGGACAAGGCCAUGGUCGCCCAGGCAGAGAGGAGUAUCAGUGCCAGUCUGACCUGCGGCAAGUGUGGUCAGAAGAAGGUCAGUUACAGCCAAGCCCAGACCAGAUCUGCCGAUGAACCUAUGACGACCUUCUGCGAGUGUACCGUCUGCGGCAACAGAUGGAAGUUCUCUUGA